CAGUUCAUAUGUCUUACUCAAUGUUUCUGUUUUCACUGCCGUGCCGCUGCGCAGCUAAGUCAACACAAAAUAAAAAUGACAGGGAUAACUGUUUGUGUUAUAUUUCUGCUCUUCGCCUCAGUAACUUACACAGAGUCGACGAUUAGGCAGCUGAAUACGGAAAACAUCCUAAUCAAUGUGACAGCAGGGACAGUGGCGGAUACACAGGACUCCAAUAACUUGCAGAUCAAUUUAAACAUAUCAGUGGGUGAAGAGCAGGUGCUGGUUAACGACAUCCCUGUUGAGCUGUCAGGGGUGACCAGGUUCAACUGUCAAGCACUUCUCUUGGACAGCACCAAUGGAAGCAGUGAGUUUGAAUCUGGAGACCUGGUAUCCACUGUCACCCGGGUGAUGGUGAGCCAGAACCGGCUAUACAGCGACUCAGAGGAGGUGGUGGCCCUGCAGGUGUUCAGUGAAGUAAUAGAGAUGGAGGGCAAAAAGGUCCAACAGCCUGAUAUGUGUGAAGUUAAAAUACUGAUGAGCCCAGAUUUCCAGAAGCUGGCGCAGUUUACCAACAUCUACCCCAUCGGACACAGUGAGAUCUUCAGGGUUCCCAGAGAAAACGAUGUGGUCGUCACAGAUCCACCAAAUCCUAGAAAAGCAGAGGAACAGAUGAUCUCGCAGACAACCAGUCAGUACCCUCUGAAACACACAGAGACCACGCAGGAGGAGAUUGCAGCUCCUGGAAAGCUCCCAGAGACCCCCCUGCGUAUGGACCCUGAUCUGCUGUAUGAUGUCAAAUACGAUGAUGAAUUUGAAGACAGAGAACCGGGCCAGCAGGAUCAGAUCCAGAUGGAGAGCCCACCCAAAGAAUUUCUCUCAUCUUACUCGGCCAUGUGUCAGUGGGUGGAGGAAGUGCGGGAACGUCUGAGGCGCUUCUGCUCCGAGUCACUGCCCCUCUUCUUCCUGGUUAUGUGGGUGGUGGUGAUCGGCGUCGUCGGAUCAGCGGUCAUCGUCAAAAUCUUGGACAUGUUCUUCCCAACUUGUGAACACAAGCACAUUUUUCACAUAAAUCCUGUCACUCUCAUGCCAGAGGAUGAGAAGCACACUCUGCUGGAGAACAUAGAAAUAGAGGCAGAGGAAGAAGAGAAGAAGCCUUGAAUGAGGAUUGACUUGGCCGACUCCCUUCCUGUCAGUUUGUUCUUAUUCUUCAACCUUGUUUUAUGUUUUCAGCAUCAGUUGUCUGGCCCGGUUUUGUUGCUAGCUUAUAUUCAGAUCUAUAAACCACUAGGUUUUAUCUGCACAUCAGUCAGCGCUUCAAGCACAUUAGCUGUGGAGCAGGAUGUGGUUUUCACUAAAAAAAAGGCAGCGUGAGUUCAUCAAAGUAUCUAAGCUCAAGUUUGUUGGGUUAAUACUAGUUCAUAUGAAUCCCCCCAAGCGCAGUCACAUGAUCAAAGUGGAGAAGAAAUGAGUGAUUCUUAGAGCUGAAUCUCAAGUUCAUAUGACCCGAUGUUUGCUGUGCAGGCACUGAGAGAUGUCAGAUAAGAUUUUACUCUUGCAGGUUUCGACAGCCAUCAGUGGCUUCACAUCUGCGAUCAGCUUAUAGUGUCCACAGAAAAUCAAACUCUUUGCUCCUGUGAUUGGUCACAUGUUAAUACAAAGUAGUUGUUAUUAAGUCACAAAUUACUGUACUUUCCUGCUUGGUGACCAGUUACUUUUUAAUAGAAAUAACAUAGAAGAGAACUUUUCCUUUACCCACUUUGAAAACAUGCUGUAGCAACGUGGCUUAAUCUUCUAAAUUAGUAGCCAAAAACAUUUUUUAAAAUGUAAUGCAAGAAGCCAGUCUCAUAUAGAUUUAUAAGUUUUAUCUCAAAGUUCAUUCUUGACCUUGGAAACAGCAGUUGACAAAAUAGUCUCACCUUAAAGUCCAUUUAGUAGCUGUUCCUCAUUAAGAUCAUGUGACAUUAUAGAAAGCUUUGAACUUUGAAACUCAACUUUUAAGCCUCAGGAAUUUGAGCAUCCACAGUUCCACGACAACUUAUGUUGCCGCCAAAACCAAGCAACACAGACACAGGCUUAACGAAGCAGAGAUGAGUAAAUGAGUAUGAACAAACUGAGCAUUUUUAGGAGCUGCAUCCAAGGACUUAGACUCUUUACUCUAUAUGUAGCAGUUCUGUACAGGUCACACACUUUUUUUCUCUUCAAUUGUACCCCACAGCUGAAAAAAAAAGAAGAAGAAAACUCUGAGGCAGCAUAUGCAUUAUAAUGUCUUGAUUCAAUAUAUGUAUUUAAUAUGAGGCUUGUCUGUCAUUCUGAUGAAUACUUAAAGCCAUUAUAUGUGAACAGACUGUCAUAGAUAGCUCUGUAGGUAAUACUGUAAUGAAUCUGGAAAGUGUCAUAGAUCUUGUGUCUCCACAUUCAGUGAAAAUCAUCUUCCUCCUGGAUCUGAAUGUCACUACUGGAAAGAAUACCUCCCUUGGAGGCCUUCUGCCCAAUAUUGAGGUUCAUAUGUUGAUUGUCUUUCCUCACAGUGCCUCACUGACUAUUUUUGGAACUCUAUCACUAAAAGGGGGUGGGAUGGGGUGUUAUAAUUUAUUUUACUUUGAUUGAUUACGUGUGUGGUUUCCUGUUACUAGUUUUGGAGAAUGUAACUGAGGUUGUUCAGACUGUCUAUGCACUCUAAACAUAUAAACUACUGCUAUGACUGGAGCGUUGUAAAAUACAGCGUGUGCACAACACGUGACCACAUAUUCAAUGUGUACAUUUUUGUUAUUGUUAGGAAAGCAAGCUGCAACUUAAGUUUUGAAUUUGUGAGUGAAAACAGGAAGCGAGUCUGCAUGGAUGUUUCAUCUCGGUAGUAAAUCCCAUCAUGAUUUUUAGGCUUCCUUAAUAUCACUCUUAAUGUUUCCCCAGGCUGUGUGCGAGGGACCAAGCUGAUAGAAAAAAAAGCAGACUGGUCCAAAACAAAAGGGUUUUAUGACUCUGAAAUUCUGCAAGUGCAAGGAGUGAGAAGUCUUUUCAAAACGGCUUGUGUUAUUUCAGACGUUCAUUGUUCUGCUUUCUAAAAGAAACACACCCUCAUUGCAUCGGCCCGUGGACCUCAGAGCAGCUGAAGGUGUGAUUUUGUCUCCCGGGGGUUCAGUUAAGCUGCAGAAUGCAUGAUGUACUGCGGUAGCAAAAGGUGCAUGUGUAGUUUAGCUAGUGAAUGCAGUUUGCUGUUCUAUCAGCAAGAUAUACAUUAAAAACUAAGAAAGUGCAUGAUGACUCAAUGGAAACAGCUCAACCUGUACCGGAAUCUGUCACAAAUUCUAAAUUGAUAAACUCAAUACUACAAAGUGCUGUAGAGGACAUGAAAUUAGCCUGUAAGGCCGACAGUACGCCUGGCAUGAAUUCAGAUGUGUUGCUGAAGAAAAACACAACAAAAACUGUUUUAAUUUGCUUAUUGUUUAAAUGGUGUUAGACACAUGUGCUAUUAUUUUGAGACAUUUGUGUGCAUAAAUCGUAUAAAUUACAGCUGGACUGUGUAUUUGGGUCUGAAAUUCUGCUGAUUAAAAGCUUUCCUUAUGACCAUCA
Thunnus maccoyii (southern bluefin tuna) is the source of this 3552-nucleotide messenger RNA. It is a transcript of the gene ginm1, whose product is annotated as glycoprotein integral membrane 1. The coding region runs from base 76 to 1140 and encodes 354 amino acids. The record is from RefSeq and is a predicted model, not a curated record. Lineage: Eukaryota; Metazoa; Chordata; Actinopteri; Scombriformes; Scombridae. The transcript is spliced from 8 exons.